Bubalus bubalis (water buffalo) is the source of this 1065-nucleotide messenger RNA. RefSeq names its product ARL14 effector protein-like. Bases 472 to 927 code for a protein of 151 amino acids. NCBI's taxonomy places the organism in Eukaryota, Metazoa, Chordata, Mammalia, Artiodactyla, Bovidae. The record is from RefSeq and is a predicted model, not a curated record. The transcript is spliced from 3 exons.
CUGAACAUGUACGUGUGCAAGCACGCAGGCACCCACGAACCCAGUCGCCCAUGCAUGCAAGCACUCAGGCACCCGCUUACACACAUAGGAGGCCAAACACGCAGCCACGCACACACACACGCUGCCACGAACGCACGCAUACACACACGCAUGCACACACGCACGCAAGCACAUACGUAGACACGCACCCAUGCACGCAUUCGGGCACCCACAGAUGCACGCGGACGUCCACGAGAGUACGCAUGCGCACACAACACACGCACACAAGCGCGCACUCACCGCGCACGCAUGCGCACAUAAGAACCCAUACUCCUGGGCACCACGUCUACCGUUGCGCAGAAACAGCUGAUCGCGGAAACCAGUUGAGGUGCCGAUUCCUCAUCAGCCGUUUGGUAAAAGGACUGUCUUCGGUGAAAGUAGUGUAACCACCUAAAUAAGGAUUAUCUUUCAUCUUCCACUUAGUGAGCAGAAAUGAGUGAACAAGCAGAAAAGAGCAGUUCCGUGCGAGAGAGACCUGCACGUCAGAGUUCUCCUGAGAAACCAAGUGAGAAGGAACUGAAGCAAAUGAAAUGGUUGGAUCGGCAGUUAAAACGGUUGUCAUUUCAAAAUCCUGGGCCUCAGGUAGCCAACUUUAAUCCCGAAAUAAGGCAGCAGAUCAAGAAAGGGCAAAUGGCAAAGAAGAAUGAGUUUGUUUCUGUAAAACGCAAAGUCAACAAGUAUGACAAAAAGGGCAGGCUCACCUUCAAUAAGGCUGACCUGUGUGACUGCCUUGAUGAAGGCUGCAUGGGUUGCUUCUACCCGUGCCCCAAGUGUAACUCCACCAAGUGCGGGCCCACUUGCCGCCGCAACCGCCGCUGGGCCUACGACACCAUAGUCGAUGAGAAUGGGGAGGUCAUCAGAAAGAUGCCAUUCGACCUCUCCGACUAGGUGCAGCCCUCCGGGCUGAUCCAUUUUCUCUGCUUUGCAGUUAAACCAGCCUCUUUCUCCUGGGUGAAUUUUAGGAAUGGGGGAAAAAAGUUUUAAAAAUAUAAUUUAGUUAGUGUUCUCUGAAGCCAGUAAAGCGUC